AUGGUCCAGAUGCCCGGUCUUGGCAAGCACAUCUCCGUGCAAACUGGACCCCAGGCUCCUCCCCCAGACACCAAAAACUGGAUGCGAGCCAAUCAUCUUCUCCGAUGCCAGUCCCCAUACUUCUCCGACAUACGUGUCAUGUACUUCAAUGGACUUGCGCGAUGCAGCAGCUGCAAUGAACAGGGGGCCAGUCUGCCCCUCCUCGAUUUGGCCCCACCCUUUGCAAGUCCGGCGCUGGCCGUCGCAAGUGGAAUUGGGAACUCUUACCUAGGAUGGGGCGCAUCUUGUCCAGUGCCAAACCAGAAUGCGCUCCACAAACUCGACGACGCAUGA
Messenger RNA from Pseudomassariella vexata, 333 nucleotides. RefSeq lists its product as uncharacterized. NCBI's taxonomy places the organism in Eukaryota, Fungi, Ascomycota, Sordariomycetes, Amphisphaeriales, Pseudomassariaceae. The transcript has 2 exons. The record is from RefSeq and is a predicted model, not a curated record. The coding region runs from base 1 to 333 and encodes 110 amino acids.